Messenger RNA from Fonsecaea nubica, 750 nucleotides. RefSeq lists its product as hypothetical. Lineage: Eukaryota; Fungi; Ascomycota; Eurotiomycetes; Chaetothyriales; Herpotrichiellaceae. Gene Ontology annotation, molecular function: oxidoreductase activity. The coding region runs from base 1 to 750 and encodes 249 amino acids. The transcript has a single exon. The record is from RefSeq and is a predicted model, not a curated record.
AUGACCGAGGUAGUCCUCGUCACCGGUGCUGCAUCCGGGAUCGGGCGUGCCUGCGCGGUGGAAUUGAGUAAAUCGGGCUAUGAUCUGCUGCUGUGGGACAUUGACGGCAAGGGCCUAGAGGAGUCCCAAAUGGAAGCUCUUUCUGCACGACAGUCUGCCCGAGUCAAGAUCCGAGUCGUCAACGUGGCGGAACGAAACGAAGUGUCCGCGGCUGCAGAAGAAGCCAAAGCAACGAAUCUUGGUGUCUCCAAGCUCGUCGCCGCAGCAGGCAUCGUGCGGUUAGACGGUCUGACUAACAAACAGCCCGAAGCACACGACUUGGUCAUGAAGGUAAACUACGAGGGUCUUGUCAACACCGUCCAUGCCGUGUCCGGCAGCAUCGUCCAGGCCAAAGGAGCCAUCGUCCUCAUUGGUUCCACCGAAGGCUUUCGCGGCGCCGCACCUAUCCAUGGGUACUGCGCGUCCAAACAUGCUGUCCACGGAUUUGGGCGCUGUGCGGCCAUGGAACUGGGGCCCCUUGGUGUCCGACUUAACAUCAUUGCACCGGGCAUGGUUGACACCCCGAUGUAUAUGCCGGAGAAACUGGGUCCUGCCGCUGUCGCACUGGAUCAGGCCCUUCAAAGUCGCACACCGUUGAGACGGCGUGGAAAAGCCUCGGAAGUUGCCACUGUAGCCAAAUUUUUGCUGUCUGACGACGCAAGCUAUGUCAGUGGUGCGACCAUUGUUGUGGACGGAGGUCUGACCGUCUGA